AGGCGCCUUUAGUCUGUUUAUGUUGCGAACAUGAGUGUGCAGUUCUUAACGUACUAGACCAUGGUUAGUCUGAACUCCUCCAGAUGCUGAAACUUAAUCGCGAUGUGGUCGUUGGCAUCACUGCCCCGUGCAUGAUGAAGUACUUCUUGCAAAAAUGAAGUUACGAAUACGAUCAGGAGGAGGUCGAACAGAAAAGGUGGAUUUUGAUGGCGACCCAACUGUAGCAGAAGUGAAGGAAUCGGUGGCGCAAGCGUUCGGUCACCAUGCUGCAGACUUUGAGUUGAGCCUCAAUGGCCGAGAAGCACUGGCACCAGACAGCUCCCUGUCUCACGUUGGCAUCGUGUCAGGAGACCUGCUACGCAUCAUCUGGACUAAUGAGGGAGCUGUUGAGAUCAGGAUCCCACAGGAUCAAGCCUCGGGCUCCCAAACCUGUGGGGCUGUAGAAACAGCUAGGGGAUCAAAGCCAGACAGUGUUGAGUCUGCCAUGGAAGUCAGCAGCAGUUCACAAGACCGAACUCAUCCUGACAGAGCAAGGCAAACCGUACCCUUAGUGUCCCAUGAUCGUACCUCACAGCCAUCGGCACCGACUACGACAACAGGCGACGCGCCAGACCUGAGCGGUUGCCGAGCAGCAGCGAAAGAUGAAGGAGAAGAUAUGCGAAGGUCUGUCAGUGAACCCAUGCUGUGCCGGAGUGCAACGGACUGCGUUAUCCCACAGAGGUUGAGGGCGCUCUACACAGAGAACAGACCGAGGACUAUGAAUGAGGCAUUGUGCAUCGUUCUCCACGUGCUGAUGUUAGAGACUGGAUUUUAUGCAAAGGUCAAGGUAGAGAGUGGUGAUGGCAGCUUGACAGGCAGUACCAUAGACGGCAGCCCUGGAACCUCCUCUGAGAAACAGCUUAAGACCUCGUCCAAAGAUGAUGCAGCAAGCAGUGUUGCGAAGGCAGGUAUGCCUGCUGGUUGGAGAGUCGCUGGUGUCCACAAGCUGCAUUACUGUCACCCGUCUUGUGAGGGCGCUGUCUGCAGCAUCGCAUGCUUGUCGGUUGGAAAGAAGACGAUAGUGCAUGGUUUAACGGCUGGGAAAGCUAAUUUUACCUUGCAGUUGAAACCAAGCAACUACGUAGCAAACGUGGGUGAACAGCCUGCGUAUACCAACCUGCCGCAGCUAUCAAGGCUGUUUAAAGAUGUAAUUGCUUACCCGCUCCUCCAGACAACAAGAUCAGAACUGGGUCUUGUUCCCUUGCAUGGACUUCUGGCUCUCUUCCCUGAAAUUCAGCUGCUGAUCCUGAGUUUCCUUGAUGUGGGGAGUCUUCUCAAUGUGUCUGAAGUCUGCCGACAACUCUACAACAUGGCUGCCGACGGAUCACUUUGGCGACAGCUCCUCCUGAGGGACUUUGGCAGCAAGGAAUCAGAGGGCAGUCGGAACUGGAGAGAGCUGUACAAGCAGAGAUACAAAAGAAAGAAGGAGCUGGAGAGAUAUCAGAGGAACCUGAUUGACCGGUCUACCCCAGUCACACCAGGCAUGUUCUAUCCACCUCCUUCCCGACCACCCACAGUGCCAGGCUACCCUCCUGGAUACAGAGGCGGGGAUUACGAUCUGGACCCCUUUGCCGGCCUUGCCCCGGCGCACCACUUCCCCAUCAGGAGAGACCCCCGAGGUAUGCCGUUCCCAGGGCAACCCAACAUCGUCCCGUUUCCGGAGGAACCGAUGAGCAGAGAUCCUAUUCUGAACCCGCUGCCUCGGGUGCCCGGCCUACGUGACCCUCGCCGCAACGGCCAAAGCGGUCGCUCUGGAGGCAGCAACAGAGGUUUCUAUUUCUGAUGAACUUUGUGAAGCAAUCUAUACAUAAAUGCUCAGCAACUUGGUUUGUUUUUUCAUUGGUUUAAGACCAGGGCCAAUUUCAUAGAGCUGCUUAAGCACAAAUUUGCUUAAGCACCAAAAAACCUUGCUCAAUAAACAGAGGUCACCAGCUCAAACUCUAUGUGAUUGUCCUGCUUAACCAAAAGACAGGUAAAUACCAUUCCUAAACAAUAUACAU
This is a messenger RNA of Acanthaster planci (crown-of-thorns starfish), 2039 nucleotides long. RefSeq names its product F-box only protein 7-like. NCBI's taxonomy places the organism in Eukaryota, Metazoa, Echinodermata, Asteroidea, Valvatida, Acanthasteridae. The record is from RefSeq and is a predicted model, not a curated record. Gene Ontology annotation, biological process: positive regulation of autophagy of mitochondrion. Gene Ontology annotation, molecular function: protein kinase binding.